This is a messenger RNA of Propithecus coquereli (Coquerel's sifaka), 3625 nucleotides long. It is a transcript of the gene HPS4, whose product is annotated as Hermansky-Pudlak syndrome 4. Bases 512 to 2620 code for a protein of 702 amino acids. NCBI's taxonomy places the organism in Eukaryota, Metazoa, Chordata, Mammalia, Primates, Indriidae. The record is from RefSeq and is a predicted model, not a curated record. Gene Ontology annotation, biological process: vesicle-mediated transport. The transcript is spliced from 14 exons.
CGGCGCCUGACCCAGAGGUUCACUACCCCGCGCGCAGAGUCAAGGCACCGAUGUUUGAACUGGAAGCUUCAAAACUUUUAAAAAGAACCUUCAGGAUGGCUUUGAAGUGGACAAGCUAGAAAUUUCUUCAAAAUACGUCCUCCAGCAUUCAUGUCCCCCCUUGGGCCUUCCUGGAGAGGAACUUGAAGAGGUCAUCCUGCCACGCUGACGCUCUUGGAACCAGACUCAUAGACUUGACUUUUCUGCUAGGAUUCGCUUACUUUAUUAUAUUCUCUCUGAGUUGUCAGAGGGGCAGAAGAGGUAUUCAUGAAACUGAAGGGCCUGCAAGGAAGGGAAGUGACACUUUCACGCUAAAUGAAAACUAAGCAGGUGGCAGUUGUGACUGACGACACUUAAACCUACCACGUCCCGAUUCACUGGACCGGGGAGACAGAGUGACGGCCACAGCUGGGGAGAAAGAAGUGAUACCGGAAAAAAAAAGCCAAACAGAAUGAGGACGGCUGCUGAGUAAAUGGCCACCACCACCUCCACAGAGACAAAGUCAGCCUCUUGGUGGAACUAUUUUUUUCUUUAUGAUGGUUCCAAGGUAAAGGAAGAAGGAGACCCAACAAGAGCCGGCAUUUGCUAUUUUUAUCCUUCCCAGACCCUGCUCGAUCAACAAGAGUUGCUCUGUGGACAGAUUGCCGGAGUCGUCCGCUGUAUUUCUGACAUCUCCGGCUCUCCUCCCGCUCUCGUUCGUCUGCGGAAACUUAAGUUUGCCGUAAAGGUUGACGGAGAUUACCUUUGGGUGCUGGGCUGUGCUGUGGAGCUCCCUGAUGCCAGCUGCAAGCGGUUUCUGGAUCAGCUAAUUGGGUUCUUCAAUUUUUACAAUGGACCUGUUUCUCUGGCUUAUAAGAACCGCUCUCGGGAAGAACUGAGCACAGAGUGGGAUACCUUCAUUGAACAAAUUCUGAAAAACACCAGUGAUCUGCAUAAGAUAUUCAAUUCCCUCUGGAACUUGGACCAAACCAAAGUGGAGCCCCUGUUGUUGCUGAAGGCAGCCCUCAUUCUGCAGACCUGCCAGCGCUCGCCUCACGUCCUCGCUGGCUGCAUCCUCUAUAAAGGACUGAUUGUCAGCACCCAGCUGCCGCCCUCCCUCACUGCCAAGGUCCUGCUUCACCGAACUGCACCUCGGACCCAGAGACUGCCUCCAGGAGGGGACGCCCCGCGGGAACAUGGAGCAGCGUUGCCCCCGAACGUGCAGAUCAUCCCUGUGUUCGUGACCGAAGAGGAGUCCACCAGUCUCCGCGAGUUUCCAGCGGGACGGAUGACUAGCUCUCCUGCAUCUCCAGCCGGAGUCCAGGACGGCUCAGCCCAGCACGCUCCAAAGGGUGGGAGCACAGUUGCCCUGAAAGAAAACGCCACCAGGCAUGUGGCAUCCAUGGCCGGGAUGUCGGCAACCACCCCAGAGCCCACACCCCCUGAUGAAGCUUGGCCAGGUGGCAAGAGGGAGAACGGACAGUUGUCUGGUCACGAUCUGGACAGCGUUGGGCACACAGGACUGUACAACAGCUGCUCCCUGGUGAAGGAACUGGGCUUUCCCCAAGCGGAACUGGACUUGUCUGAAAUCCACAUUCCAGAAGCUCAGGAAGUGAGGACAUCCUCGGGUCAUUUUGCUUUCCCAUGUGCGUGUGUCCCAGAUGGCAGUGGUCCUUGCCACAGGGACUCUGUCAGUGGCACAAGCAGCCCAGAACCCUCACCUCCAGAGGACACCGCUGCAAGCAGCCCGCUCUCUCCCUCCGUUCCUGAGAUGCCAACCCAGAACGGAGCCCCAGAGCUGUGUGAAGACCUUCCUGGCAACAGCAGCCAAGCCCCUGUUCCCAAAGGAGACCUCCUCCGCAGAAGGACCAAUAGGCCUUUGUCACUGCCUCACUUAGAUCCGGGGCAGGGAGGGAGUGAGCUUCCCGUGGGAGAACAAGGCGUGGAUCAGUGUGUUGAUGGGGCCCGUGAGAGCCACUCAGCCGCUGGUCCCGAGAGCAGUUCAGGCUUGGCACACUGCCCGGGUGCAGGCCCCUCUGCAGACAGAAUCGACUCCAGGAUGACCCCGGCAGGGACCCGCAGUGGACUCGUGCGGAUGAACCUCUACACUCACAGUGUUAAAGGGCUGGUGCUGUCCCUGCUGGCUGAGGAGCCACUGCUGGGAGACGGCGCAGCCACAGAGGAGGUGUACCACAGCAGCCUGGCGUCCCUGAACGGGCUGGAAGUCCACCUGAAAGAGACGCUCCCCAGAGAUGAGGCUGCCGCCACGAGCAGCACCUACAACUUCACGCAUUACGACCGCAUUCAGAGCGUGCUGAUGGCCAACCUGCCGCAGGCAGCCACCCUGCAGGACCGCCGCUUCCUCCAGGCCGUCAGCCUGAUGCACUCGGAGUUCGCCCGGCUGCCCUCGCUGUACGAAAUGACCGUCAGAAACGCCUCCACGGCCGUGUACGCCUGCUGCAACCCCGCCCAGGAAACCUACUUCCAACAACUGCCCCCCGCGGCACGGAGCUCCGGCUUCCCUAGUCCCCAGGACGGCGCCUUCAGCCUGUCCAGCAAAGCCAAGCAGAAGCUGCUGAAGCACGGGGUGAACUUACUCUGAGCUGCGCCCACUGUGCGGAGUUCACCACCCAGGAGAUGACUGUAACGAAGAGUACCAGCAAAGGCUGCUCUGCCUUUUGUAACAGAAAAGGUUCCUCUGUUUUAUUUUUCUCGGAACAUUCCCUUUCUUAGGAACGUAAUGAUGAUUGGAGUUUUUGUUACUCCUUUUGCAGAUGGGAUGCAUUUGUAGGGGGUGUAGUUCUUCAGUUCACAGACAUAGAGCACUUGGUAAAGAACUUCAUUACAUCGGCAGUGUCGGGGCCAGGACGGGCGUCAGCUCCCAAUACCAGAGGGUACAGGGACAGUCAGUUUCCCUGUCGUAUGGAGCCUAAAGUACGUGGCAUUUCCCACUGCUGUUCCCUCGCAGCCUAAACUGGUGCCACAAAAUUCCAGGGUAGCAUUUCUUCUGGAACCUGACUGUCCCUAGUCCAGAGUGCUCGCUCAACGCCGUGAGCAGGUGGGCAGGGUGAGGUGCGGCUGCACGUGCUGAGCCAGGCCUGUCAGCAGGGAGACCCCACUGCUGCUUCUCGGGUGGGUUUUCUCCGCUGUGGCUCCCCGGGCGGUGUGGACAUAAACACAGGCAAGCGUUGGCACUCCGAGACCACCUCGUCUGGAUUCUCCUGGGACUAAACGCAAAUCUGGGGGCCUGGUUGGAAUACCCACACGUGGGUCAAGUCUCGAUGCAGGAUGGAGUCUGGGCUUCAGGGAUCACUUUAUAAAAGCCCUGGGGCCGAGAAUUCAGUGCCAGCAGAGCCGAGCUGUGCUGCUUUGCUUAGACGUGGGCCGUGCAGCUGCUUCCUAUUGAGUGUGUGUCCCCAGAUAGGAGUCGACAAGAUGUUUCUGGGUAAAAGCAGAACUGUGCUGCUCAGAGGUGGCUGCGUGAAAGGGAACGGCAUUCAUUUGUGCCUUUCCGGACUGGUGUGGGACUUAGAACCCCAGUUCUGUUACGUGAUGGCCAGACAUUUUAUAAUAUGCUACAGAUCACAGGAUGAAAAUGUUUAUCAAA